GUAUUUUUUUCAAAUGUUCUGAAAUUUAUUGAAGUUGUAAAUUGUAAAACGUAAAAACUAUUUUCUUUCCAGUAAAUAGCAGAAUCUCUCUUCCAAUACUUUUUAAAGCUUAUUAAAAUGAGUUUAGAAUCUAUAAAAUACCAUCGUGGAAAUCUACAAAUACUUAAUCAGUUGCUCCUGCCACUAGAGACUCGGUAUAUUCAAUUAAACGGUGUAGAAGAUGGCUGGAAGGCUAUCAAUAAAAUGCAAGUGCGUGGUGCCCCAGCAAUUGCUAUAGUUGGCUGCUUAUCACUUGCUAUUGAACUACUGAAAGAUGACACAGCUGACAAAAAGAUUAUGAGGCAAGAGAUUGAAGGUAAACUAAACUAUUUGGUAUCAGCACGGCCAACAGCUGUGAACAUUAAAUUAGCAGCAGAGGAUUUAACUAGCCUAGCAAAUGAUUUGUGUGCGGAUGAAUCAAUUUCUCCUAAUGAAUUUAAGGAAAGGUUCAUCCAAAGUAUUGAGGGUAUGCUGGCAAAAGAUAUUGAGGACAACAAGGCUAUUGGAAAAUUUGGAUCUCUUGCCAUAUUGAAAGGACUGGAGAGUGAUGGCUUGGUUAGAAUUCUAACACACUGUAAUACUGGUUCCCUUGCUACUGCUGGAUAUGGUACUGCUUUAGGAGUUAUAAGAGCAUUACAUGAAUCUAGCAGACUAGAACAUGUGUACUGCACUGAAACUCGACCAUACAAUCAAGGUGCUAGACUGACAGCUUAUGAGCUAGUACAUGAGAAAAUUCCAGCUACUUUAAUAGUGGACAGUAUGGUAUCUGCAUUAAUGCAUUCCAGAAAAAUUACAGCAGUAGUUGUUGGGGCUGACAGGGUGGCAGCCAAUGGUGACACAGCCAACAAAAUAGGCACAUAUCAAAUAGCAAUUGUUGCUAAGUAUCACAGUGUUCCAUUCUAUGUAGCAGCGCCUCUUACAUCUAUCGACAUGUCUUUGAAAUCCGGAGAUAUGAUAAAGAUUGAAGAACGCCCAGAUAAAGAAAUGACGCACAUAGGCGAACAGCGAAUUGCUGCGCCAGGUAUUAGCUGCUGGAAUCCUUCGUUUGACGUCACACCUGCAUCAUUGAUUACAGGGAUAAUUACCGAGAAAGGUGUUUUCGCACCAGAGAAGCUUAUUGAAAUGGUUCCUACGUAGAAUUAUGUAAAUGCUAGAUAUGAAUAAUAAUUAGUGACCAAAUGCAGGCACAUAGUUAUAUUUUUAUA
This is a messenger RNA of Aricia agestis (brown argus), 1244 nucleotides long. Its product is annotated as methylthioribose-1-phosphate isomerase. Gene Ontology annotation, molecular function: S-methyl-5-thioribose-1-phosphate isomerase activity. The record is from RefSeq and is a predicted model, not a curated record. The coding region runs from base 118 to 1176 and encodes 352 amino acids. The transcript has 8 exons. Lineage: Eukaryota; Metazoa; Arthropoda; Insecta; Lepidoptera; Lycaenidae.